Symbiodinium natans is the source of this 1062-nucleotide messenger RNA. Lineage: Eukaryota; Dinophyceae; Suessiales; Symbiodiniaceae. The record is from the annotation of a GenBank genome assembly.
AUGUUCGACUUCGAUGACCUUUCCGAGUGCGAAGGGAGCACCAGUGAUGAAGGUGCCAACGAUGCCACGAGACCAUCGCCGGAGAAGGAAGUUCCUCCGGUUCCCCCCGACCCCCUGAUCGAGCUUCGCGAGAGGUGCGAGCGGUGUGGCCUCUGCAUCACUUGGGGCCCAGAUGCCAAGCAGAUGGCUGCCAUGCUACAGGAAGCCACGUCUUGGGAGCGCUACGGCAUCUGCGCCUUGAAGGACGAGUGCUUCAAGCGCCGGAUUCCGCUGGACAACCUCAUCGAGCGGCGGGACGUGCUGUCGAGGCUCUCUGAUGUCCUGGUGUGGGAGCAGAUGUCCCUCAAGCAGCUGCAGUCGGAGUGCUGGCGUCGGAAGAUCCCCUUUGUGAACCGGACGCGCGUCAGCAACAUCAUCCUCCUGGAGACGGAGAACCCACAUGCGGACGGCGAGGGGGAUCUGGUGAGGAGGUUAGUCCAGGACGCCUUUCCGGGUGCCACAGGGCCGCUCCCUGCUGGCGGCGUUCCGGGAAUCUGGGAGCCUGGCGAGGGGAGCUACAGCGGCGCCAAGGGCAGUCGCACCGAAGCCCAGCGCGUGGCCGCCUGGACCGGCGCCGUCGCGCCGGGCUACGACCGGCAUCAGACGGGUGAGAGCCGUGGAUGGUCAGCACCCUGUGGGCCACCACCUGGUGCCACCAGCACCAAGAAGGGCACCGGCCACACCUACACGCAACCCGACCCCAAGCCCAAGCCCGCACCGAAGGCCCCGGGAUUUGCCAGCGGCUUCACGAGCAAGGCGUACGGCUACUCCGGUUUCCACGGCUUUCCGCACGACGCCUGGGGCUCCUCGAACCGCGCAGCCUCGCCGGACGAAGAGCCCCCAGGAUCCGAGCACUACCAGGUCCUGGGCCUGCGCCCAGGGGCCCCACCCCCGGAGGUACGCAAGGCUUACCGGCAGCUGGCCUUGAAACUCCAUCCGGACAAGCAGACCCGGGACGACGGAGCGCACUUCAAGAAGGUCACUGCCGCUUACAAGGCCCUCUGCGAGCUCUUCGACAACUGA